GAAUGUCAAUAAUGUCAUGUCAUAUCAUCUUUCAUUUCUUAAAAAAAUAUUAGGAUUUGUGGUAUCUUCGAGCAUCUUUAAACAUUUAAAAAAUUAAUCAUUAAUGAACUCUUCAAGAUAAUAGUAUAUCAAUUGUUGCUAAGAAUUGUUUGAAAGUAAAAUGACUACACCGUCAACUACAAGCGUACAAGCUGUGGAUAGAGAACGAGUAUAUCAAUGGAUAUUAGAACUAGCUAAUCCCGAAACUAGGGAAAAUGCGUUGCCUGAGUUAAGUAAAAAAAGGGAAGUUGUUCCGGAUUUGGCUCCAAUGUUAUGGAAUAGUUUUGGGACAAUUGCUGCACUCCUACAAGAAAUUAUCAACAUAUAUCCAGCCAUCAAUCCCGCUACUCUCACUGCCCAGCAGUCGAACAGGGUAUGCAAUGCUCUAGCCUUAUUGCAAUGUGUGGCUUCCCAUCCAGAAACUAGGUCGCACUUUUUGGUAGCUCAUAUUCCAUUGUUUUUGUACCCAUUUUUACACACUGUGUCAAAAACACGUCCAUUUGAAUAUUUGCGUUUGACUAGUCUAGGAGUUAUUGGUGCCCUCGUUAAGACUGAUGAGCAAGAGGUAAUAACAUUUCUGCUAACUACGGAAAUUAUUCCCCUCUGCUUGAGAAUUAUGGAAUCAGGCUCAGAGUUAAGCAAGACUGUUGCGACUUUCAUUCUACAAAAGAUUCUGCUUGAUGAUAGUGGAUUAUCUUACAUUUGUCAAACGUAUGAUAGGUUUAGCCAUGUGGCUAUGAUUCUUGGAAAAAUGGUUAUCUCGUUGGCCAAAGAGCCAUCAUCAAGGCUUCUCAAGCACGUUGUCAGGUGUUACUUGAGACUGUCUGAUAAUCCAAGAGCCCGAGAAGCACUGAGGCAAUGUCUUCCUGAUCAAUUAAGAGAUAACACUUUUGCCAGUUGUUUGCAAGAGGAUAAAUCUACUAAUCAUUGGUUGCAACAGCUUCUCAACAAUCUUGAAACUCCUCCACCGGCUGAUAGUCGCCAAGUAGGAAUGUCCCCCCUGACUUCGCAGUAGGAUCAGUUGAUGUAGAGUUAGUUAAAAAAUUUGAUGCUGAAAAUUAAUUGAAAGAUAUUAUUUUUUGUCCUAUGUUGUAAAAAUUGCCUGUUCCUUUGCUUUGAUCCGCCCAAGGUCAACCAACAUAAUUCUUGUAGCAUUUAUUACUUAUUAUUUUAUGUCAUUUAAUAUGUAAACUGUAAAUAACAAAAAGAUGUGAUAUGAUGUGAAAUGAUAUACAAAAUAAUUGAAUUAACGGUUUUAAUAUAAAAGGAUAGAAAAUUUUGAAAUAUUGGUAAAUGAGUUGGGACGAUUGAAACAACGAUUUGCAAAUAGAAUCAUUUGUUGAAAUAUUUUUUGCAUUUGUGAUGAGUACUUAACAGUGAUUUAAGAGAACCAUAUCUAUGUACUAACUGCAUCAGUUCAUCAGGUAAUUAUAAAAUUCAUGAGAAUUUAGUCUUGUAUAUUUUAUGUUUGUUGAAUGGUGUGAUAUUGGGAUUUUUAUUGAGAAGUCUUUAUUAUCUUCAUCCAUUUAUGUAGAAAGGGUUAUUUGUAAUUAUGUGUCAGGGAAUUUUUUCCUACAAUACGAAUAUCAAAAGUGAUAAUUUUCUUGAAAUAACGAUCAUGAUGUAUAUUUCAUGUGCAGUAAUAUUUAUUAUUUUAAUUAAAACUCUGUUGCUUUA
Messenger RNA from Coccinella septempunctata (seven-spotted ladybird), 1716 nucleotides. RefSeq names its product CCR4-NOT transcription complex subunit 9 (gene Rcd-1). Lineage: Eukaryota; Metazoa; Arthropoda; Insecta; Coleoptera; Coccinellidae. Bases 161 to 1054 code for a protein of 297 amino acids. The transcript has 6 exons. Gene Ontology annotation, cellular component: CCR4-NOT core complex; CCR4-NOT complex; P-body. Gene Ontology annotation, biological process: negative regulation of translation; mRNA catabolic process. The record is from RefSeq and is a predicted model, not a curated record.